Molecule: messenger RNA, 3711 nt
Organism: Puccinia triticina
Lineage: Eukaryota; Fungi; Basidiomycota; Pucciniomycetes; Pucciniales; Pucciniaceae
Exons: 20
Coding region: 1-3711 (1236 amino acids)
Biological process (GO): nuclear-transcribed mRNA catabolic process, 3'-5' exonucleolytic nonsense-mediated decay
Cellular component (GO): Ski complex
Molecular function (GO): RNA helicase activity; ATP binding; RNA binding
Source: RefSeq, a predicted model, not a curated record
AUGGCCGAGUCAAACAAUCCCGAGAGGAGCACAGUCCAGUCGAAAGAGGCGGCAAGUGGCGAUCGGCUGAGCCCUGCAGAGUUGAAGGCAUUCCUGACCGAGCGAUACCUCACUCCCCAUCAUCACCUCGGCCCACUAUGGUUGUCGACCCAAAUCACCCACUGGGAUGAAAACCCUCUGUUGGACUUGUGCCGGCAAGAAUCGAUCAAUGAGUUUUUGCACACUCAACCGAGCCCGAUGUCCACCCACUUGGAUUUCGUCUUCGCGGGACUCGAGGGGGACGUGGUGGAUUGUGUGGUGUCUGAGCAAUCACCCGACUCGUUUCUCACCUCCAAGACAUCCUCAUCUGUGAUCAGACAACCAGCCAAUUACACAUCUGACUUUAUUCGUGGUCGCUCUGGCAAUUUGCCUUUCCAGCCAGGUGGACUGUUGUCCUCCGUCAUAGCUGACGCCAUUUCUGAUCCAAACAUCAACGCUACCGACGAGCUCGAAAAGGAUCUCGAGGCGACGCGCGGUGGUAUUCGUACAAUUCCUCCGGGGUUCACGCGCGGUCUGGAUUUUGGAGCUCAAGGAGUGGAUGGAGCUGAGGAUGGAGUGCAAUCUUUUCCAGCCGCCAAUCUUGGCCCAGUUCAGCUAGACCCAGUCUACGUUUCCUCCUCGAGCAACGACUGGCGACGAAAGAACAAGAACGGACCUUCCUACAGUUUGCUUGCAGAUACGGCGCGAAUAGAUACUGAAGUCGAUGAACUUCUUGCAGAUACACAAUAUGCACUAACCAGUAACAUGCCAGUGAUCAAACCUCGCCGUCCCCCAGUGGUAUCGAAGCGCGAUUGGGCUCAUGUAGUCGACGUUAAUCAAGAACUGGCCAACUUCCGUCAAUUGGUACCCAUCAUGGCCCGAGAGUAUCCCUUCGAGUUGGACACUUUUCAAAAAGAAGCGAUUUAUCACCUCGAAAUGGGAGAUUCCGUCUUUGUAGCUGCUCACACUUCUGCAGGGAAAACAGUAGUGGCAGAAUAUGCUGUUGCCCUUGCGCGUCGCCACAUGACUAGGUGCAUAUACACUUCCCCAAUCAAGGCUCUGUCCAAUCAAAAGUUUCGCGAUUUCAGACAGACAUUUGAUGCAGAGACCGUUGGAAUUCUCACUGGCGAUGUUCAAGUUAACCCAGAAGCCAGCUGCCUGAUUUUGACCACGGAAAUUUUGAGAAGCAUGUUGUACAAGGGUGCUGAUCUGAUCCGUGAUGUAGAAUUUGUGGUAUUUGACGAAGUUCACUACAUCAACGAUUCUGAGCGAGGAGUCGUCUGGGAAGAAGUCAUCAUCAUGUUACCAGCUCAUGUCACCAUCAUUCUUCUAUCAGCGACAGUCCCAAACACUAAGGAAUUUGCAGACUGGGUCGGACGUACCAAACGGAAAGACAUUUAUGUCAUUAGUACACCCAAGCGACCAGUUCCACUUGAGCAUUUCCUCUACGCCAAUAAGGAAAUACACAAAAUUGUUGAUGCCAAGGGUGAAUUUCUCAGCCAAGGAUGGAAAGAUGCGAUCGAAAGUAUGAAACGUUUGCAAGUGAAAGAACGGGAAGCUUCUGGCCAGGCUCCAUUAACGAGGAUGGGCCAUGGCGCAGCCAAGCAGGGCCAACAACGUGGCCAACAACGCGGUCGCGCUGACAAGCGCGGUGGAAGGGGUUCUCAGCCAUCUAAUCACUUCUCAUCGGCUAUGAGCCGUGGAGGAGGUGGAGGCCCCAACAGCGGGCGGGGGCAUCAGGUAGACCAGAAUCGAUGGGUGCAUCUGGUCGGGAUGCUGAAGAAGAAAGAAUUGCUCCCGGUCGUCGCGUUCACUUUCUCGAAGAAACGGUGCGAAGAGAACGCGACCAGUAUGCCGAAUACUGAUCUCUGUUCGGCGAAAGAAAAGAGUGAAAUCCAUAUCGUGAUUGAGCGUAGUUUGACCAGACUAAAUGGUACCGAUAAAAAGCUUCCGCAGAUUAUCCGAAUGCGAGAUUUACUCGCUCGUGGAAUCGCUGUUCAUCAUGGUGGUCUACUCCCUAUCGUCAAGGAGGUAGUAGAAAUUCUAUUUGCUCGCGGAUUAGUGAAAAUCUUGUUUGCUACGGAGACGUUUGCGAUGGGUGUGAAUAUGCCUGCUCGUUGCGUAGUAUUCUCCGGCACUCAGAAACACGACGGUCGAUCAUUUCGCGAGCUCCUAUCUGGUGAAUAUACUCAAAUUAUGGUAUUAAACUUGUUGAGAGUUGAAGCCCUGCGAGUGGAAGAAAUGAUCAAGAGUAGUUUUUCUGAAAACGCUCAACAAAGAUUACUUCCUGACCAACAAAAGAAGAUCCUCGAGGGCGAACGUGAAUUGCUGGCAUUACCAGUUCAGGAAACUACGGAUGCAAUCGAAAAUAUAAGGCGAUACCACGAAGUUUCAAGUCGCUUAGUCGAAUUGAAUUCGCAACUUCUCGAAUUUGUGGUCAGCCAUCCUAGCGGGUCUCGCGCUCUCUGUGCAGGCAGACUCGUAAUAUUGAAUGAUAAUCAUUUCCGGCACAGCCUUGCCGCGAUUUUGAAGCCAGCCCAGUCUUUGCGUGCCAACUCCGAUGGCCGCCUGGAUCAUACCCGCAGCUUUUUUGUUUUAGCUUUUGUACCUCCUGGUAUACGCUCAAAGACUAGUGAUAUUGCAGCUGAUGAAGUUCCUCCUGAAUGGCCGCCGAUCAUCAAAUCUGCCGCUUCUGAUCUAACUUAUGAACUGGCUGUGGUCCCGAUCACUUCAAUAAGCAUGAUGACUAAGCAUACACUAAGUUUAAAUGUGAACGAGAUUGCAGACCAGCAUCGCAAAUCUCAGAUGGUAGAAGCCUUGGAGAAAGUGGUUUCCUUAAGGUUGCUUGAUCAAUUAGCAAGCACGCCUCGAAAACAACUCUUGCCUCAUUUCGAAUUGGAACAUCCGAAAUUGCGAAGCAUGGAGUUCCAGGACUUGUUCUACCGCAGAGGCCAAGAUCUAGCUCUUUGGGAAAGUCUAUCCUACAUCGAAAAUGAUGAACAAUUUCAGAAACUCUACGCCGCCAUACACCGAGAGAAAAUAAUCACUCAAAGACUAGCCCUCUUACAGGCUAGUUUGAGUGAGCAAAAUUUGGAACUCUUACCGGAUUACGAAAACCGGUUAAAAGUCCUCAAGGAGCUCAAAUUCAUUGAUAACCGUGCCACGGUUUUGCUCAAGGGUCGCGUAGCUUGUGAAAUCAACUCAUCUCAUGAACUCAUCUUGACCGAAGUGAUACUGGACAACAUCUUAGCGGAGUUUGACCCUGCAGAAACAGUGGCUCUUCUCAGUUCAUUUGUCUUCCAAGGUAAGACUGAGAGUGAACCAUGCCUGACGCCGAAUCUCCAACGAGGAUGUGAACGGCUGGCCAAGAUCGCUGAUCGAAUCGAGGCCGUGAGUCUGAGAAACAAAGUUGCAGAUUAUGAUCAGGCCAACUCGGGGAAAGGCAGGCCUAACUUUGGGAUGGUAGAACUGGUCUGGCAGUGGGCUCAGGGCAUGCCAUUUUCAGAGUUGAUGGAAAUGAGUGAAAUCCAAGAAGGUGUAAUCGUACGGACAAUGACUCGAUUAGAUGAAUCCUGUCGAGAGGUUCGUGAUGCGGCUAGGAUCAUCGGAGAUAUUUCAUUGGGUAAAAAGAUGGAAGCCUGUCAGGCUUUGAUUCGCAGAGAUGUGGUCUUCGUUAGCAGUUUGUACAUCUGA